Pneumocystis carinii B80 is the source of this 1927-nucleotide messenger RNA. RefSeq lists its product as hypothetical. Gene Ontology annotation, molecular function: phosphatidylinositol kinase activity. Gene Ontology annotation, biological process: phosphatidylinositol metabolic process. The transcript is spliced from 6 exons. The coding region runs from base 52 to 1881 and encodes 609 amino acids. NCBI's taxonomy places the organism in Eukaryota, Fungi, Ascomycota, Pneumocystomycetes, Pneumocystales, Pneumocystaceae. The record is from RefSeq and is a predicted model, not a curated record.
GCAGAGUAAUGAUAAGAUAAGGCGAGUAAAGGGGUCAAUAAGAACGUAUAUAUGGGAUUUAAGGAGAGUGAAAGUGUUCUUGAUGAGUCAUUUAGUGAAGAAACGGUGAAUAAGUUCGGUAUAUGUAAUGGUUGUGAAGAACGAUAUCAAUCGGGGAAAUAUUAUGAGGAGAUGGUUGAGAGGGAAGUGAAUGAAGAUUUGAAGCCUAUUUUUAUGGAUAAUGUAAAAUUUGUUGGAAAAAAUAAGUCUAAUUAUGAAACGGUAUCAGCGAUUUCUAUUAAUGUAUCAGAUGCACAAAAUAAAUUGGAAAGACGGAAUAAAUAUGGGAAAGAAUCGGGAAAGAAUGUAUGUGAACGGGAGGGGGUAAACGAGGAGAGUGAAAUAAAUAUAGUUAAAUCGAAAGUAUUUGAUAACAAAAUAUCGGAAGUGAUUGGAGUUGAAAAUAAAACAAUAUCAUUGGAUGGAUGUUCAGUGGAUAAUACUAUAUGCCUAGGAUUAGGAUCUAAAAAUGUGACACGAGUUAGUUUGGAUGUUCGUCAGAAUAGUGUAGUUCAAGAACCAAUAAAAUGGAUUGAAACGAUAUGGCAAAAACGAACAUCGAAACAUAAACGAAAGCAAAAUGAAGAAAACCAAAGGUUUUUCAUUGGGACUAGAAUUGGGGAGGAUCAUGUUAAUUAUGUAACUGCUUAUAAUAUGUUAACAGGGAUUAGAGUUGGGGUUUCUCGAUGUACAGCAAAGGUUGAUCGUGAUCUUACAAGCACGGAUUUCGUUGAUUCAUAUAAAUUUUCAUUUGAUAUAACGGGUAAUGAAUUAACACCUUCUGCAAAAUAUGAUUUCAAAUUUAAAGAUUAUUCUCCAUGGGUUUUUCGUCAUUUAAGAGCUUUGUUUCGUCUUGAUCCUGCUGAUUAUUUAAUGUCACUUACGAGCAAAUAUAUUCUUUCUGAAUUAGGAUCUCCUGGGAAAAGUGGAAGUUUUUUUUAUUUCUCUCGUGAUUAUCGUUAUAUAAUUAAAACAAUUCAUCAUUCUGAACAUAAGUUUUUGCGUAAAAUUUUAAAACAGUAUUAUGAGCAUGUAAAGAAGAAUCCUAAUACCUUGAUUUCUCAAUUUUAUGGUCUACAUAGAGUAAAAAUGCCUUAUGGGCAUAAGAUUCAUUUCGUUAUAAUGAAUAAUUUGUUUCCUCCUCAUCGUGAUAUUCAUAAGACAUUUGAUUUGAAAGGAUCUACAGUGGGAAGGGAUUAUAAAGAAGAUGAUUUGGAAAAGAACCCCAGGGCAACUAUGAAAGAUUUGAAUUGGAUUAGAAGAAAAAUGCAUUUAUCACUGGGUCCAGAGAAACGAGAUAUAUUUCUAGCUCAAGUAAAAGCAGACGUAGAACUAUUAGCAUCAUUAAACAUUAUGGAUUAUAGUCUUCUUGUUGGCAUACAUGAUUUGUCUUUAGGAAAUAAAGAGCAUAUUCGAGGCAAUAUUCUAUCUGUCUUUAACCCUGAUUCAGAACAAAUACAUAACUCUUUGAAACAGGGACAGUCCAUUUCUAGUGCUAAUGAGCUUAGAAAAAUUGUUUCAACCAUUGGACCUGUUUCUCUUAAUUCUACUUCGAAUGAAUUAUCAGAUCCUGAUUUUACACGCAAAGAUUUCAUAUUUUAUAGUGAUGAUGGUGGUUUUCGUGCUACUCAAGAAGAUAAUCUUCCUGGUGAUUCAAUUUACUAUAUUGGUAUAAUUGAUCUUUUAACAAAAUACAAUAUAAUCAAAAAAGUUGAGCAUUUUUGGAAAGGACUUUCUCAUUCAAAGGCGCAAGUAUCAGCUAUACCUCCAUCUGGAUAUGCUUCACGGUUUUUUAAAUUUAUAACAUCUAUUACCAAAACUCAUCAAUCUGUUGAAAUCUAAAUGGACUAGUUCUAGUAUUAUAAUAGGAAGAAGUUUUAUAUUGUAA